This is a messenger RNA of Budorcas taxicolor (takin), 1125 nucleotides long. RefSeq names its product G protein-coupled receptor class C group 5 member A (gene GPRC5A). Lineage: Eukaryota; Metazoa; Chordata; Mammalia; Artiodactyla; Bovidae. Bases 1 to 1074 code for a protein of 357 amino acids. Gene Ontology annotation, cellular component: intracellular membrane-bounded organelle; signaling receptor complex; plasma membrane. Gene Ontology annotation, biological process: G protein-coupled receptor signaling pathway. The transcript has 3 exons. The record is from RefSeq and is a predicted model, not a curated record. Gene Ontology annotation, molecular function: G protein-coupled receptor activity; protein kinase activator activity.
AUGUCCACAACAGCCCCUGCUGGUUGCCGCUCAGACCUGGACCCCAGGUACUACAGACUCUGUGAUAAGAAGGCAGCCUGGGGCAUCGUCUUAGAGGCGCUGGCCGGCGUGGGGGCUGUGGCCUCGGUGGCCUUCAUGAUCGCCCUGCUGGCCCUCAUCUGCAAGGUGCAGGACUCCAACAAGCGCAAACUGCUCCCCACGCAGUUCCUCUUCCUCCUGGGUGUGCUGGGGAUCUUCGGCCUCACCUUCGCCUUCCUCAUCACACUCGACGGCGGCUCGGGGCCCACGCGGCUCUUCCUCUUCGGCGUCCUCUUCGCCCUCUGCUUCUCCUGCCUGCUGGCUCACGCCUUCAACCUGACGCAGCUGGUGCGAGGGAGGCAGCCGCUCUCCAUGCUGGUGAUGCUGGGGCUGGCCCUGGGCUUCAGUCUGGUGCAGGACAUCAUUGCCAUCGAGUAUGUGGUCCUCACCAUGAACAGGACCAACGCCAACAUCUUCUCUGAGCUUUCGCCCCCACGGCGCAACGAGGACUUCGUCAUGCUGCUCAUCUACGUCCUCUUCCUCAUGGCGCUGACCUUCCUCACGGCCUCUUUCAGCUUCCAGGGGUCUUUUACUGCCUGGAAGAGACACGGGGCCCAUAUCUACCUCGCCACGAUCCUCUCCAUUUCCAUCUGGGUGGCGUGGAUCACCCUGCUCUUGGUCCCUACCAUCGGCCCCCAGUGGGACGACACCAUCCUCAGUUCAGCCUUGGUGGCCAAUGGCUGGGUUUUCCUGUUGGCUUACAUUGCACCCGAGUUUCAGCUGCUCACAAGGCAACAGAACCCCAUGGAUUACCCUGUGGAGGAUGCUUUCUGUCAGCCUCAGUUUAUGAAGCAGAGCUAUGGCGUGGUGAACAGAGCUUACUCUCAAGAGGGGAUCAUUCAAGGUACUGAAGAGACAGGGAGCACGCUCUAUGCGCCGUACUCCACCCAUUUCCAGCUACAGAAUCGAGAUUCCCCAAAGGAUUUCUCCAUUCCUCGGGUCCAGACUCGGGUUAGCCCUUACAGUGACUACGAAGGAAGGAAAGAUGUCAGUUAACGUGACCCAAUGGGUGAGGUGGACGCAGCAUGUCAGCAGAAACAGCAGGGA